Molecule: messenger RNA, 804 nt
Organism: Pocillopora meandrina
Lineage: Eukaryota; Metazoa; Cnidaria; Anthozoa; Scleractinia; Pocilloporidae
Source: the annotation of a GenBank genome assembly
AUGGAAACGUGGUUUUGGGUUCUCUGCUGGUUCCUCAGCAUUCUCACGAUGGCUGUAAAUGGAUUUGUCAUCUUCCUCGUCUGCAUUAAACGUCACCUUCGCACCAAAACCAACGCAUUUGUCGUGUCUUUAGCAGUGGCUGAUCUUGGUGUUGGAAUGAUUGCUGUUCCUUCGCUUUUUUUCUGCAGCCUUGCAACCGAAUGUACUCCACGCUCAAAAGAGGGAUUAAUUGUGAUAUAUGUAAGGGUGUUCAUUCUUUACAUCUCUGGAACAAAUUUGUUUAGUUUGGUACUAGAACGUUAUGUUGCUGUUGUGAACCCUUUGAAAUACUUGACUUUUAUGAGGCAUCGCCGAGUCAUUCAAAUGGUUCUAACAUCUUGGGGAAUUCCUUUUCUUUUCUCUCUUACUAUAGUGUCGAUUAGACCUAGUGGAAUCGGUCUUGCCAGGACGAUGCUCGGCUACUUGGGUUUGCUUUUCGAGAUAAUCUUGUGCGUAAUUCUAAUUUUUUUUCUUGCAUCCAUGUUUCUUGUUGUUUACUCAAGAGAUCGCAUUUUAGCUAAGCAAUUACGGUUUAAUCAUAUGGUGGCUAGAGCUAAAACUCAGAACAAGGCGUCAGCGGUAAGAUGGGUGGCUUUGAUAACGUGUGUGUUUCUAUCGUGUUACGGAAUAAUGAUGCGUUGUAGUUUAUUAUUUUUGACUGGUCAAUCAUGUAACGAUUUUCAUUACAAAAUACCUCUUCAAAUUAUUAACUCCGGAAUAAACCCUAUAGCUUAUGCUUUCUUCAAAAGAGAUAUACAACAAGAA